CAUGCAUCAGAGAAUUGGACAGUGCAAUGAAGAAAACUACCCUCACAUCAAACCAGAGGAAGACUUCCAGGUGAAUUCUGAUGCAAUCAUUUACCAUGGCCAUAGCCUUCUACAUUUAGCUGUAGCCAACAGAUAUCACCAAACUCUAAUACACCUGCUGAAGAAUGGAGCCAAUAUAAAUGACAGGGAUAGGUUAGGCCAAACUGCUCUUCACCUAGCUUCUGAAAUCCUCGAUCAGCAGGCAAUUACCAUGUUACUCCUCUGUGGAGCGAACACCAAUCUCACAACUCCAGAUACCAAAGAAACUCCACUCCACUUCGCUGUCUGGUCUUCAGCCUGCAAGGCUGGCAUAGUCUUAGCUGCAGGUGAUAAGUGUGUUAAGCUACUGCUGUGCAAUGGAGCAGAUGUACACAUGAAAGACUGGGAAGGGCAAGAAGUUAUUCACAGCGCUUGCCGAAGUGGCAGAAGAGAUAUAAUAAACCUCUUGCUUGAUAAUGACGCAGAUGUUAACGCUUUAACACAGGAAGAGGAGUCUGCACUUUUCCUAUUUCUUGAAAAAGAGACCAAUCUAAGGCAGGGAGACGUACUGAAGAGAUUGCUAAGCUUAUCAUAUCCUUUGAAAUUAACAAACAGGGAAGGUCGUUUACCCAAAGCACUCAGCCAUCCAUGCUGUGGACUGCUGAAAGAUAUGCUCUUGAGAGUGUCUUCAGAGGUCUUGUCUUUGCAGGAUAUUUGCAAAUUCAACAUCAGGAAAGUAUAUCGAGGUAACAUGAAAUUCUGGCUAAGAGGAGUGAUUCCAACCAGCUUGUGGCAUUCCAUAUACAUCAAUCAAGAGUUCUCCUAUGCUUCAAAAAUAAAUUAUUUUUGAUUUACUGUGCAACACACAUUUUGGAACACUAUCAGACAAGAAGAGCAGAAAGAGGGGCCCGUAAUGCUUUCAAAAAUAAGCUUGCUUAUUUAAAUUAAAUAAAAUUUGAAGGAAAAAGUACCGUAGUGAGAAACUUGAAUUUGGCUUUAUCUUCUGAAGCAUUACUAAUUCUCUCGAGUGUUAAUUGAAUAACAUCCACUUAAACCAGUCUGUUAGGGUAAAAGAUUUGUAAGAAUAAUGGGAGUGGAUUUCUACAUACAAAAAGUUCCACUUGUACGGCAGGGUUUCUUGGUCAUUAUUAAGAUUCUGAUUAUCAUAACAAUAGCUCCCUUGAUGCAAUGGAAUCAGCUCCCAAAGCUCGGAAUGAAAUCACAAAUGCAAAAGGAUUCACCAGGUCAGGGCUAUAGGCAUCUCAGCUUUAUUUUCCAUUAUUACUUCUUCUUCCUCUUCCUCCUCCUCCUUCCUCCACUUCCUU
Zootoca vivipara (common lizard) is the source of this 1343-nucleotide messenger RNA. RefSeq names its product ankyrin repeat domain 61 (gene ANKRD61). NCBI's taxonomy places the organism in Eukaryota, Metazoa, Chordata, Lepidosauria, Squamata, Lacertidae. The record is from RefSeq and is a predicted model, not a curated record. Gene Ontology annotation, molecular function: protein binding.